Messenger RNA from Colletotrichum navitas, 2858 nucleotides. RefSeq names its product P-loop containing nucleoside triphosphate hydrolase protein. The record is from RefSeq and is a predicted model, not a curated record. Gene Ontology annotation, molecular function: catalytic activity; ATP binding; proton-transporting ATPase activity, rotational mechanism. Gene Ontology annotation, cellular component: proton-transporting V-type ATPase, V1 domain. Lineage: Eukaryota; Fungi; Ascomycota; Sordariomycetes; Glomerellales; Glomerellaceae. Bases 1 to 2541 code for a protein of 846 amino acids. Gene Ontology annotation, biological process: vacuolar acidification; ATP metabolic process; proton transmembrane transport. The transcript is spliced from 10 exons.
AUGCUUGCCAUCCGUCCAGCAAUCUGUAAGGCGUGCAAGAGGCAUCCACCCCGCGACAACUACGUGAAGCUCGUCGAGGUCGGUCCCCGAGACGGACUGCAGAACGAAAAGAAGACGAUACCCCUCGCCACCAAGAUCGAGUUGAUCGAAAGGCUCGCCAAAACGGGCGUCUCUACGAUUGAAGGCGGCUCUUUCGUCUCUCCUAAAUGGGUUCCCCAGAUGGCCAAUUCAAGCGACAUCCUCGAGCACAUCCUGAAACGAAACAUCUCCUCCCCAUUGCAGCAAACAUCAUAUUCGUUCCUCACCCCGAACAUCAAGGGACUGCAAAACGCCCAGGCGCUGCUGGCGAAGUACCCCGGCGCUUUCGCAUCGCAGCUCCAGCCAUCAGCAGACACAUCAAAGCCCGCCGUCGAAAUUGCCGUCUUUGCGGCCGCGACUGAGUCCUUUUCCAAGAAGAACCUCAACUGCGACAUUGCGACAUCACUCGACCGUUUCCGUGAGGUCAUCCGUGAUGCCAAGGCCGCCGGUCUCCGUGUCCGCGCAUACGUUUCCGUCGUUCUCGGCUGCCCCUUCGAGGGCUAUGACGUCGACCCGCACAAGGUGGCCGAGAUAUCCACGGAACUGUUGGAGUCGGGCGCCGACGAGGUUUCGCUGGGAGAUACCACCGGCAUGGGCACGGCUCCGCGGACGAAGGAACUGCUAAACUGCAUGAGAGCUGCGGGCAUCAGGAAUGAGGACAUUGCCAUGCACUUUCACGACACGUACGGCCAGGCGCUGGUGAACACGGCCGUUUCUUUGGAACACGGCAUUCGCACGUUUGACAGCAGUGUUGGUGGGCUUGGAGGAUGUCCGUAUAGCCCUGGUGCUACUGGCAACGUGUCCACAGAGAACAUGGUUUACUUUAUCGAAAGUUUGGGCAUGGAGACUGGCAUCGAUCUGGAUGCCAUGUCGGAUAUCGGUGCUUGGAUCACGGGCGAGCUGGGAAAGGCCAACGACAGCACUGUUGGCAAGGCGUCAGAAGCAAUGAGUGACCCCCGGGAGCCCUCCUACUCCAUCGUGCCGAGGAUUCGGUACAACACCGUUGGCGGUGUCAACGGACCCCUCGUCAUCCUCGAGAAUGUCAAAUUCCCUAGAUACAACGAGAUUGUCUCCUUGACCCUGCCCGAUGGAACCAACAGACAGGGUCAGGUCCUUGAGGCCCGAGGUGACCGAGCCGUUGUCCAGGUCUUCGAGGGUACAUCGGGCAUCGAUGUCCAGAAGACGAAAGUCGAAUUCACGGGCCAGAGCUUGAAGCUCGGUGUGUCGGAGGACAUGCUCGGUCGUAUCUUUGAUGGCUCCGGACGUGCCAUCGACAAGGGCCCCAAGGUCUUGGCCGAGGACUACCUUGACAUCAACGGCAGUCCCAUCAACCCCUUCUCCCGCGAAUACCCCGAGGAAAUGAUCUCGACCGGCAUCUCUGCCAUCGACACCAUGAACUCCAUCGCUCGUGGCCAAAAGAUCCCCAUUUUCUCUUCGUCUGGUCUGCCACACAACGAAAUCGCCGCCCAGAUCUGCAGACAGGCCAGUUUGGUCCAGAAGCAGGGUGUUACCAACAAGGGCGUCCAUGACGGCCACGAAGAGAACUUCUCCAUUGUUUUCGGUGCCAUGGGUGUCAACUUGGAGACGGCCAGAUUCUUCACCCGCGAUUUCGAGGAGAACGGCAGUCUGGAGCGUGUCACUCUCUUCCUCAACCUUGCCAACGACCCUACUAUCGAGCGUAUCAUUACUCCUCGUCUCGCCCUCACGACCGCCGAAUACUACGCCUACCAGCUCGAGAAGCACGUCCUCGUUAUUCUGACCGAUUUGUCCGCCUACUGCGACGCCCUUCGUGAGGUUUCGGCCGCACGCGAGGAAGUCCCGGGUCGUCGUGGUUACCCCGGUUACAUGUACACUGAUUUGUCCACCAUUUACGAGCGCGCCGGUCGUGUGUCGGGACGUAACGGUUCCAUCACUCAGGUGCCUAUUUUGACUAUGCCCAACGAGGAUAUCACCCACCCUAUUCCCGACUUGACGGGCUACAUCACGGAGGGUCAGAUCUUCGUCGACAGAGGUCUCUACAACCGUGGUAUCUACCCGCCCAUCAACGUUCUGCCGUCUCUGUCCCGUCUCAUGAAGUCUGCCAUUGGCGAGGGCAUGACUCGCAAGGACCACGGCGAUGUUUCCAACCAACUUUACGCCAAGUAUGCCAUCGGUCGUGACGCCGCUGCCAUGAAGGCUGUCGUCGGUGAGGAGGCUCUGUCCGCUGAGGACAAGCUUUCCCUCGAGUUCCUCGAGAAGUUCGAGCGCCAGUUCAUCAACCAGGGUCAGUACGAGGCGCGCACCAUUUACGAGUCUCUUGACCUCGCUUGGAGCUUGCUCCGUUUGUACCCCAAGGAGCUCCUCAACCGUAUUCCCGGCAAGAUUCUCAACGAGUUCUACCAGCGCGCGGCAAAGGAAGCCAAGGAUAAGGGCAAGCAGAGAGAGCAGGUGCAGCAAAACGAGGAGAACCUGAUUGACGCAUAAGCGGAGGGACGUCCCGUGCGGGUGCUUGAAUCUCCAGAGGCCGGCAGCGUGGAAUGACAACCGGUUAACGUUUGUGUAUACGUAUGUGGGGCCCGAAAGAGUGUGUCGGGCAGCUUUUGGACCUAGACAAUGGCAUGCAAAUUAUCAGUUCGCAACCAGCCAUGUCUUCUAGUGAUGUUUCUGUUUGUAGAGAACGAGCUGCAAUAUCCGUUAUUACUUUCCAUCUCAGACGUGCCCUUACUCUCGGUGCUGGUUAAAGGAAAAGGACAAUUAUUGAAACCUUACCGUUUAACAUAACGAAUAUAGUGCCUGACGAU